Ostreococcus lucimarinus CCE9901 is the source of this 522-nucleotide messenger RNA. RefSeq lists its product with no specific name. The coding region runs from base 1 to 522 and encodes 173 amino acids. Gene Ontology annotation, biological process: mRNA cis splicing, via spliceosome. The record is from RefSeq and is a predicted model, not a curated record. The transcript has a single exon. Gene Ontology annotation, molecular function: RNA cap binding. Gene Ontology annotation, cellular component: nuclear cap binding complex. NCBI's taxonomy places the organism in Eukaryota, Viridiplantae, Chlorophyta, Mamiellophyceae, Mamiellales, Bathycoccaceae.
AUGGCGCGCCUGUUCCUCGACCGCGAGCCGCUGACGCAGUACAAAGACCGCCGGUUCAACGGCACGCUCGACGAGUACCUCGACCGCCUGCGCGCGUCGACGACGCUGUACGUCGGGAACGUGUCCUUUUACACGACGGAGAAUCAGAUGCACGCGCUGUUUCGAUCCGUCGGCGUCGUGCGCGCCAUCGUCGUCGGCCUCGACAGCGCGCGGCGCACGCCGUGCGGAUUCGCGUUCGUCGAGUACGAGACGCGCGCGGACGCCGAGCGGUGCGUGCGGUACCUGAACGGGACGAAACUGGACGAUCGCGAGAUCAGGAUCGACUUCGACUGGGGCUACGAGCCGGGACGCGAGUUCGGACGAGGGAAAUCCGGUGGGCAGGUGCGAGACGAGUACAGGACGUACUACGACGCGGGGCGGGGCGGGUACGGGAAAUUGUUGCGGGACGAGCUGGAGGGGAUGCGGGCGAGCGCGGAGGUGGGGGAGAAGCGCGCGCGCGACGACGGCGCCGAGGACGCGUAG